AUGGACUUUUCUACCGCACCUAUCGCUGAUUUAGAGGUGGAUGAUUUAUCCGUGGGUGACGAAAAUUGGUCAAAUCAUGUAGAAGAUGCCAUCAACUGCGUCCUUAAGCGGUCUAUGUCUGACCCUUUUGACAUUGCUGUUGGACUCAAUUUGGAAGUUUCUUUGGAACGCCUUAUCUGGACGUUUGAUAAUGAUAUUUCGGCGAACCUUACCAGUACGGACGCAAACAAUAAAGUUGAAAAGGAGCAAGAUGCACAGACUAAGCGGUCGAACGUCGAUGCUAUCAAGUAA
This is a messenger RNA of Dibothriocephalus latus, 291 nucleotides long. NCBI's taxonomy places the organism in Eukaryota, Metazoa, Platyhelminthes, Cestoda, Diphyllobothriidea, Diphyllobothriidae. The record is from the annotation of a GenBank genome assembly.